ACUGACUGAGGGCUCCGGCGGCUGCAGCGGGGGGCCCCUGGAGCAGCCAUGGGGGAGGCCGAGAAGUUCUAUUACGUGUAUAGCUGCGACCUGGACAUCAACGUGCAGCUGAAGAUAGGAAGUCUGGAAGGGAAAAGAGAACAGAAGAGUUACAAAGCUGUUUUGGAAGACCCUAUGCUGAAGUUCUCGGGAUUAUACCAGGAGACCUGUUCUGACUUGUAUGUAACUUGCCAAGUGUUUGCAGAAGGGAAACCUCUUGCUCUUCCAGUUAGGACUUCCUACAAAGCUUUUAGCACUAGAUGGAAUUGGAAUGAAUGGCUAAAAUUGCCUGUGAAGUAUCCUGACUUGCCCCGCAAUGCACAAGUGGCUCUGACAAUUUGGGAUGUGUAUGGGCCAGGUAAAGCAGUUCCAGUAGGGGGAACAACAGUCUCGCUCUUUGGAAAAUAUGGUAUGUUUCGUCAAGGAAUGCAUGACUUGAAAGUCUGGCCCAAUGUAGAAGCUGAUGGCUCAGAGCCCACCAAAACUCCCGGGAGGACCAGCAGCACUCUCUCAGAAGAUCAGAUGAGCCGAUUGGCUAAGCUCACCAAAUCUCAUCGACAAGGUCACAUGGUGAAAGUAGACUGGCUGGACAGACUGACCUUUAGAGAAAUAGAAAUGAUCAAUGAGAGUGAAAAACGAAGUUCUAAUUUUAUGUACUUGAUGAUUGAGUUUCGGUGUGUCAAGUGUGAUGAUAAAGAAUAUGGAAUAGUUUACUAUGAAAAGGAUGGUGAUGAGUCAUCUCCAAUUUUAACAAGCUCUGAGAUUGUUAAGGUUCCAGAUCCCCAGCUGUCUAUGGAGAAUUUAGUAGAGAGCAAACAUCACAAACUUGCUCGAAGUUUAAGAAGUGGGCCCUCUGAUCAUGAUCUCAAGCCUAAUGCAGCUACUCGAGAUCAGCUUAAUAUCAUAGUGAGUUAUCCACCAACAAAGCAACUGACAUAUGAGGAACAGGAUCUAGUUUGGAAGUUCAGAUACUAUCUUACUAAUCAAGAAAAGGCUUUGACAAAGUUCUUGAAAUGUGUCAACUGGGACCUACCCCAGGAGGCAAAGCAGGCACUGGAGCUACUGGGGAAAUGGAAGCCAAUGGAUGUAGAAGAUUCUCUGGAACUGUUAUCAUCUCAUUUCACCAAUCCAACAGUACGGCGGUAUGCUGUUGCCAGGUUGCAACAGGCAGAUGAUGAGGAUUUGUUGAUGUACCUGUUGCAGUUGGUCCAGGCCUUGAAAUAUGAAAAUUUUGAUGACAUAAAGAAUGGAUUAGAGCCAAAUAAGAGGGACAGUCAGGGUUCAAUGUCCGAGAGUAUGGCAGCAUCAGGAACAAAUGCUGCAGAAAUAGACAGUUCCCAGAUCAUAGCGAGUCCCCUUCCUCCUGUAUCCUCCCCACCUCCUACUUCUAAAACAAAGGAGUCUGCAGAGAGUGAAAACCUUGAACAAGACCUUUGCACUUUUUUGAUAUCCCGAGCCUGCAAGAAUUCCACACUGGCUAACUACUUAUACUGGUAUGUAAUAGUGGAAUGUGAAGACCAAGACACUCAGCAGAGGGAUCCAAAGACUCAUGAAAUGUACCUAAAUGUGAUGAGGCGGUUUAGUCAGGCUCUAUUAAAGGGCGAUAAGUCUGUCAGGGUUAUGCGUUCUUUGCUGGCAGCGCAGCAGACAUUUGUAGAUCGACUGGUUCAUCUAAUGAAGGCAGUGCAGCGUGAAAGUGGGAAUCGUAAAAAAAAGAAUGAGAGGCUACAGGCAUUACUUGCAGACAAUGAGAAGAUGAAUUUAUCAGAUGUGGAACUUAUUCCACUUCCGUUAGAGCCUCAGGUGAAAAUCAGAGGAAUAAUCCCGGAGACAGCUACACUGUUUAAGAGUGCCCUAAUGCCUGCCCAGUUAUUCUUCAAGACAGAAGAUGGAGGCAAAUAUCCUGUAAUAUUUAAACAUGGUGAUGAUUUACGUCAAGAUCAACUUAUUCUUCAAAUUAUUUCACUCAUGGACAAGCUGUUACGUAAGGAGAAUCUGGAUUUGAAGCUGACACCAUAUAAGGUGCUGGCUACUAGUACAAAGCAUGGUUUCAUGCAGUUUAUUCAGUCAGUCCCGGUUGCUGAAGUUCUUGCUACUGAAGAAAGUAUACAGAAUUUCUUCAGAAAACAUGCACCAAGUGAGACUGGUCCUAAUGGGAUAAGUGCAGAGGUGAUGGACACUUAUGUUAAAAGCUGUGCUGGUUAUUGUGUUAUUACCUAUAUCCUUGGAGUUGGAGACAGGCAUCUGGAUAAUCUCUUGCUAACAAAAACAGGUAAACUGUUUCACAUCGAUUUUGGUUACAUUCUGGGUCGUGAUCCUAAGCCUCUACCUCCCCCAAUGAAGCUGAAUAAGGAAAUGGUGGAAGGUAUGGGAGGCACUCAGAGUGAGCAGUACCAGGAGUUCCGUAAACAGUGUUAUACAGCUUUUCUACAUCUCCGCAGGUAUUCCAACUUGAUCUUGAACUUGUUCUCCCUCAUGGUGGAUGCAAACAUUCCAGAUAUUGCUCUUGAACCCGACAAAACUGUGAAAAAGGUGCAGGACAAGUUCCGUUUGGACCUCUCUGACGAAGAAGCUGUACAUUACAUGCAGAGUCUAAUUGAUGAAAGUGUCCACGCUCUCUUUGCAGCUGUAGUAGAACAAAUACACAAGUUUGCUCAGUAUUGGAGAAAAUAAACCCAUCAGCUGCUUUUGUUGAAAAUGGAAAUAUCAGCUAGUGCUCGACAAAGAGACUUU
This is a messenger RNA of Emys orbicularis (European pond turtle), 2772 nucleotides long. RefSeq names its product phosphatidylinositol 3-kinase catalytic subunit type 3 (gene PIK3C3). NCBI's taxonomy places the organism in Eukaryota, Metazoa, Chordata, Testudines, Emydidae. The transcript is spliced from 25 exons. The record is from RefSeq and is a predicted model, not a curated record. Gene Ontology annotation, molecular function: 1-phosphatidylinositol-3-kinase activity. Gene Ontology annotation, cellular component: phosphatidylinositol 3-kinase complex, class III, type I; phosphatidylinositol 3-kinase complex, class III, type II; endosome. The coding region runs from base 49 to 2712 and encodes 887 amino acids. Gene Ontology annotation, biological process: endocytosis; phosphatidylinositol-mediated signaling; phosphatidylinositol-3-phosphate biosynthetic process.